CAGCCUCAUGAACGGUCACACGCCAUUUCUCGAAAUGAAUGUUUCAAAAUGCUCGUGUAUUUAAAUCGAUUUUUAAGAUUCAACGUCAACGCCACCCCCGCAAGGCUGCCAUGCAAAUGCAACUGAACUCGACGUCGAGUCGGCAACAAUUAGUGAUAUGAGCUAGUGUUUUCACUCUGCCUAAAAACGUUAAAAUAAGCAGUUAAUUGCUAAAAUUAGUGUUAAGUGUGCAACUUGUGCAAAAUUGGCAGUUGAACGUAACGGGCCACGACACGGGAACAACAACAAAAACAAGCGAAUAAAAGGGCUGCGCAAAAACGUAAACAAAAGCAAGUAGAAAACGGGGCAAAGGAAAAGGCAAUAGCAAAAGUCAAAUCAAACCAAAGGAAAGCCAGAGGAAAACAAAGCCACGAAAGCGAAGAACAAAGAGAGGAGCUGCAAACAGAACGGAAGUGGAUCGGCGAGAGGGAGAGGGGAGGCAGUGCGAAAGGGGAGCAGGAAGAGAGAACGCGCAGGAGAAGGAGAAGGAGCAGCAGAAAGCGAAGCAGAAGCGCAAAACAGAAACAGAAAAAUGGAUUCGGACAAUGACAAUGAUUUCUGCGAUAAUGUUGAUUCGGGCAACGUUUCCUCGGGCGAUGACGGAGAUGACGACUUCGGCAUGGAGGUGGACCCCCCAAGUUCUGCGGAGCGCCAGCUGGACCAAGACGACUACCAGUACAAGGUGCUCACCACCGACGAGAUUGUGCAACACCAGCGGGAGAUCAUCGACGAUGUCAAUCUGCUGUUGAAGCUCUCCACACCCAUUACGCGGAUACUGCUGAAUCACUUCAAGUGGGACAAGGAGAAGCUCUUGGAAAAGUACUUCGACGACAACACCGAGGAGUUCUUCAAAUGCGCACACGUCAUAAAUCCUUUCAACAACGCCACCGAAGCGGUCAGACAAAAGACCACAAGAAGUCAAUGCGAGGAGUGCGAAAUAUGCUUUUCACUGCUUCCGUCAGAUUCCAUGACCGGACUGGAGUGCGGACACCGAUUCUGCAUGAUCUGUUGGCGCGAGUAUCUGACAACGAAGAUCGUGACGGAGGGUCUGGGCCAGACAAUUUCGUGCGCGGCGCACGGCUGUGAUAUCCUGGUGGACGAUGUUACCGUCACCAAGCUGGUGCUGGAGGCGCGGGUGCGGGUCAAGUACCAGCAGCUGAUCACCAAUAGUUUUGUGGAGUGCAACCAGCUGCUGCGCUGGUGUCCGUCCGUCGACUGCACCUAUGCGGUGAAGGUGCCGUAUGCGGAGCCACGUCGCGUCCACUGCAAGUGCGGCCAUGUCUUCUGCUUCGCCUGCGGCGAGAACUGGCACGAUCCGGUCAAGUGCCGCUGGCUUAAGAAGUGGAUCAAGAAAUGCGACGACGACUCGGAGACGUCCAACUGGAUUGCGGCCAAUACCAAAGAGUGUCCCAAGUGCAGCGUGACCAUCGAGAAGGACGGCGGCUGCAACCACAUGGUGUGCAAGAACCAGAACUGCAAGCACGAGUUCUGCUGGGUCUGUCUCGGUUCCUGGGAGCCGCACGGCUCCUCCUGGUACAACUGCAAUCGCUUCGACGAGGACGAGGCCAAGACCGCCCGCGAUGCACAGGAGAAGCUGCGCUCCGAGCUGGCCAGAUAUCUCCACUACUACAAUCGCUACAUGAACCACAUGCAGUCGAUGAAGUUCGAGAACAAAUUGUACGCAUCUGUGAAGCAGAAAAUGGAAGAGAUGCAGCAGCACAAUAUGUCCUGGAUUGAGGUGCAAUUUCUGAAAAAGGCUGUCGACAUACUUUGCCAGUGCCGUCAGACUCUCAUGUACACAUACGUGUUUGCGUAUUACUUGAAAAAGAACAAUCAAUCCAUGAUAUUCGAGGAUAAUCAAAAGGACUUGGAGUCGGCAACUGAGACGUUGUCCGAGUAUUUGGAACGUGAUAUUACAUCCGAGAAUUUGGCUGAUAUUAAGCAGAAAGUGCAAGAUAAAUACAGGUAUUGUGAAAAGCGGUGCUCUGUUCUGCUGAAGCACGUGCACGAGGGCUACGACACGGACUGGUGGGAAUACACAGAAUGACGCGAGUCAUGGCUGGAUAACUAAGCUAAGCUGAGCGGCAGGCAGUCGGAGUUUAUUGCCCGCUAAACGCCUCCACAUCCAGCAUCCAGAAUGCACCAAACACCAAACCAACAACCACUAAUCCCUCAUCCACACAACCAACAUCCAUCCACCCACACAGAAACCGAAACCGAAACCGAACAAGUUGAACAGAAGUUGAAGAUAAAGCAGGAGCUACACGGAAAGGCAAAGCGAAAGAAACGCAGAACACUUACAGAACGAACCCCCAAACACAAGAUGCACUGCGAAAAGAGAAACCAUUUCAGAAUAAUUGUGAAACCCGAAUGAGAACUCUAUAUUAAAUCGUAAUAUAUAAAUAUAUAAUUAUAUAUAUUUUCGUCGUAAUGAGCAGCAGCAGCAUCAGGAGCCUAAGGAGGACAGAAUCAGACAGACACACACUCGGACACACCACACACCACAUACCACCAGCACACACUUAACACCACUCACACACAACCAGUCACAAGGAUCAGAAGCAGCAGCAGCCGCAUCCGCAGCAGCAUAUAUAUAUAGUAAAUAAUCAACAGUUACAAACUUAUUUGAUGUUAACCGAUUGCAAAGAGAUCUUCAUGUUAUCAAAAACUAAAGAAAAACGAAACAAAAAGCAAAAAUUAGUGAAUUCAAAGCUCCGAGGAUGAGAAACCAACAAUAGAACCUUAACGUAUGUGAAAUAAACUACACAUGUAAGCAGAAA
Molecule: messenger RNA, 2819 nt
Organism: Drosophila gunungcola (fruit fly)
Lineage: Eukaryota; Metazoa; Arthropoda; Insecta; Diptera; Drosophilidae
Gene: ari-1
Product: E3 ubiquitin-protein ligase ariadne-1
Exons: 8
Coding region: 572-2086 (504 amino acids)
Biological process (GO): protein polyubiquitination; ubiquitin-dependent protein catabolic process; positive regulation of proteasomal ubiquitin-dependent protein catabolic process
Cellular component (GO): nucleus; cytoplasm; ubiquitin ligase complex
Molecular function (GO): ubiquitin protein ligase activity; zinc ion binding; ubiquitin conjugating enzyme binding
Source: RefSeq, a predicted model, not a curated record